Molecule: messenger RNA, 2103 nt
Organism: Paramacrobiotus metropolitanus
Lineage: Eukaryota; Metazoa; Tardigrada; Eutardigrada; Parachela; Macrobiotidae
Exons: 6
Coding region: 151-2103 (650 amino acids)
Biological process (GO): proteolysis
Molecular function (GO): zinc ion binding; metalloendopeptidase activity
Source: RefSeq, a predicted model, not a curated record
UUGCCUUUUGUACUGGACUCUGUCAGAGAAUGUGGCACGGAAACCUUCUUUCCACUUUUGUUCGAAUUUGAUGAUUCAUCUUUACCGAUAUCGUUUUUAAGGAAAAACAUCACCUUCAACGACCUGUUCCUGAGCAAAAGUUUUCAGAUAAUGAUAGUCUUCGUACUUCAUUUGGACAUCGUUGCGGCAGUAUCCGAUGAAAGCGGUAACGUUGAGGUAACAGCAGAUUUAUUCUAUCAGCCGGGCGACUUUUCCGACGUCAGUGCCGAGACGGAAACAGGCUCCACACUUUGGCCAAAUCACACAGCGAUUCCUUAUUAUAUCAGCAGCGAUUUUAGUACAAAAGAAAGGCAAGUGAUUCUUAAGGCUCUGCGUAUCAUGGAGAAAAAGACAGAAGGAUGUGUACUGUUCAAGGCUAGAAGCGAUGAAAGUGAUUACAUUUACUUCCUCGGGAACUUUCGGGGCAUAUGCGACUCGAAGAUCGGUAGAAUUGGUGGGAUGCAAUAUAUUCAUCUGGCCCGCGCCGGACUUGUUUCCUCAUCAUCAUGUAUGGAGACGGGAAGAAUUCAGCACGAGGUCAUGCACGCCUUGGGCUUCUAUCACGAGCAACAGCGCACAGACCGCGAUCAGUAUGUCUACAUACGCAAGGACAACAUUGCAUCAGAUGAGCUAUAUGAGAACUUCGCAUUCACCACAUCAGCGUUCAUUUUCGGAACAAAAUACGACUACCAUUCCGUCCUGCAGUAUGAUGCCUUUGCGUUUGCCUCAUCUAACAAGAUUCCGGCGCUGGUCCCAAAAAGAGGGCUUAUUAAUCGCAUGGGUCAACAAAUGGGCAUGAGCCCGAGCGAUGUCGCGAGGAUAGCCUUACUCUACAAAUGUCCAUUAACCGUUAUUCUGGACACCAAAGCGGCUCCUAAAAACGCGGAUUUUCCAAAUUUCUCUCUUGAACCGAUGACGGACGAUCAGUGUCAGCUGCAGUUUAACGAUUAUUGUACGUCGGACAUAACCACUCAGUGGAAUUGCACGAAUCGAAGGGAUUUACGUGUUCUUUGCCAGUCUGAUGCAGAGUUGCCUAUUUUGGAAAGUAUGGCGGCCGGUAUGGCACAGGAACCUUUGCGACUGGCAUCCUUGGAUGUAGAAGAACAAUUAAUCGCCCGAUAUUCCUUUUCUCCGAUUCGGAACCAAAUCCUGAGGCUGCAGCUACGCAACUGCAUCACGGACCGCGUGACAUUAAGACUGGAGAAGUUAAAUUUUGUUAAUUUGUUGCACUUUGAACUCCACCACUGCCAUGGCCUGAUUAUCCAAAAGGCUGAUUUUGCGAUAUCCCAACGGCUGCGAAUAAUAACCUUUUAUAAUACCACCGUUAACGUUCUCCAGCCAGGCUCGUUUACAGAUUUGCCAGAACUGCGGAUUCUUUCUUUGGAAGCGCUACCGGACAGCCAGAAAAAUCACAAUUUUGAACCAUCCUUUCGAGAUUAUCUACACCGUCUGCACUGCAGCUGUGAAUUCGCCUGGUAUCGUUCAUGGUGGAGAUCCAAUCCAGCGUUGCGCCUCAGAGUUCAGACAGGAGAAUUGUAUUCCUUCGAGGGGCCUUUUAUCGGCACUUUCUUUAAUAGUGAUGAGUUUAACAAAGAAGAUGUGUUCCAUCCCAUCAACUGCAAUGCAGAUCCGUUUCCUCUCAGCACAGAAUGGAUAAGCUAUUACUGGCAACUUGAUUACUCUGUCAACGACCCCCUUUGCAACCAAGCACCCACUGCCACAACUUCUGCACCGAGGCUAUCAACUUUGAUAGUGAAUCCCACCACAACGGCAACCGCCCUGACAUCCACUGAAUCAACGGUUGUCUCGACGACUUUGCCGUGGAAUGUUACUAUUAGGCCUCUUGCACUGUCGCGAAAUAAAUUAAGCCCAGGGACCAUAACAGGUACCUCGGCAGGCGUAAUUUUGGGCGCUGCUGUUCUGAUCGCUGCUAUUAUGGCGGUUAUUAAGGACGAGCGAUGUAGAAGUUGGUGGACGUCCUUUCGAAAUGAUGGAUCAAUAUGGGGGCGAUCUAGGAAUGGAGGACCGAGUGAAGACUACAGCGUCGCUUUUGCUAACGAAUAA